Calliphora vicina (urban bluebottle blowfly) is the source of this 1607-nucleotide messenger RNA. RefSeq names its product pre-mRNA processing factor 31 (gene Prp31). Gene Ontology annotation, biological process: mRNA splicing, via spliceosome; spliceosomal tri-snRNP complex assembly. The record is from RefSeq and is a predicted model, not a curated record. Gene Ontology annotation, cellular component: precatalytic spliceosome; U4/U6 x U5 tri-snRNP complex; U4 snRNP. Lineage: Eukaryota; Metazoa; Arthropoda; Insecta; Diptera; Calliphoridae. The coding region runs from base 16 to 1524 and encodes 502 amino acids. The transcript has 6 exons.
AAUUAAAACUUCAACAUGUCUUUGGCUGAUGAACUUUUGGCCGAUUUGGAAGAAGAUAAUGAAGUCGAUGAUGAUUUGCCUAUGGAGGAAACAGCCGAAGAGGCUGCACAAGCUGAAGAAAUUGCCGAGAAAUUACUUAAACCAAGUAUUAAUCUCAUGGAAGUGGAUGUUAAGGUGCAGUCAAUAAGAGAACUAUGUAAAUUACGCGAUUCCGAUAGAUUGCAGUACAUAUUAAAACAAAUUGAACAUUAUGCCCAAAGACAGCGUACAUCGGCUGAAAUGUUGGGUAGUGUAGAAUCUGAUCCGGAGUAUUGUCUUAUAGUGGAGGCCAAUGCCAUAGCGGUGGAUAUUGAUAAUGAAAUAUCUAUUAUCCAUAAAUUUGGCAAGGACAAGUAUCAAAAACGUUUUCCCGAACUCGAUUCCUUGAUAGUGGGCGAAAUUGAGUAUUUAUUGGCUGUUAAAGAAUUGGGCAAUGAUUUGGAACAAGUGAAAAAUAAUGAGAAACUACAGGCCAUUUUAACACAAGCCACUAUUAUGAUUGUGUCCGUAACAGCAUCCACUACACAGGGUUCAUUGUUAACACCCUCGGAAAAGGCCCAAAUUGAUGAGGCCUGUGAAAUGGCCAUAGAAUUGAAUAAUUUCAAAACCAAAAUCUAUGAAUAUGUAGAAAGUCGCAUGACCUUUAUAGCCCCUAAUCUAUCAAUGAUAGUGGGAGCCUCUACAGCAGCCAAGUUAUUGGGCAUUGCCGGAGGCUUAACAAAAUUAUCCAAAAUGCCCGCCUGUAACGUACAAGUUUUGGGCUCCCAAAAGAAAACUUUAGCCGGCUUCUCAAAAACUCAAAUGCUGCCUCAUACCGGUUACGUUUUCUUUUCACAAAUUGUACAAGACACAGCGCCAGAUUUAAGACGUAAAGCUGCUCGCUUGGUGGCAGCCAAGGCUGUGUUAGCUGCCCGUGUUGAUGCCUGCCAUGAAAGUGUGCACGGUGAAAUUGGUUUGAAAUUCAAAGAGGAUAUAGAAAAGAAAUUGGAUAAAUUGCAAGAACCACCGCCAGUGAAAUUCAUUAAACCUUUGCCCAAACCCAUAGAAGGCAGCAAAAAGAAAAGAGGUGGCAAGAGAGUAAGAAAAAUGAAAGAGCGUUAUGCUUUGACGGAAUUCCGCAAACAGGCCAAUAGAAUGAACUUUGGAGAUAUUGAGGAAGAUGCUUAUCAAGAUGACUUGGGCUAUUCACGUGGCACCAUAGGCAAAACGGGCACGGGACGCAUACGUUUGCCCCAGGUGGACGAAAAGACUAAAGUACGAAUUAGCAAAACAUUGCAAAAGAAUUUACAAAAACAACAGGUUUAUGGUGGCAGUACUACAGUAAAACGUCAAAUUUCUGGCACAGCCUCCAGCGUGGCCUUUACGCCCUUACAAGGUUUGGAAAUUGUCAAUCCCCAGGCCGCCGAAAAGACACAAACCGAAAUGAAUGCCAAAUAUUUCUCAAAUACUUCGGGCUUUUUAUCUGUAGGAAAAAGAACAACUUAAAACUUCGCAUUAAUUUAAAAAAAACACACUUUAUUGCAAAAAAAAAAAGUCUUAAAAUAAAAUUUUCUUAAUUAAAACCUUAA